This is a messenger RNA of Macrosteles quadrilineatus (aster leafhopper), 1714 nucleotides long. Its product is annotated as 3-oxoacyl-[acyl-carrier-protein] synthase, mitochondrial-like. The transcript has a single exon. Gene Ontology annotation, molecular function: 3-oxoacyl-[acyl-carrier-protein] synthase activity. The coding region runs from base 283 to 1542 and encodes 419 amino acids. Gene Ontology annotation, biological process: fatty acid biosynthetic process. NCBI's taxonomy places the organism in Eukaryota, Metazoa, Arthropoda, Insecta, Hemiptera, Cicadellidae. The record is from RefSeq and is a predicted model, not a curated record.
UUUGUGGUGAAGAUGAUGACAGGUUUUGGAACUGUCAGAAUUUCAGAUUCAGAGGUUAUGUUUGGUUUGUUUCAUGUUUGCUAUGUUUAAAGAAGAAGUUAACCUUACCUUUGGGUUUAAUGCACUGUGAUUAACACACACUGUCAAGUGCGAAUAACACAAGAAUUAUUCUGUGUUUGGAGGUUGAUGAGUUGGUAACCAUAAUAUUGGGAUAUUUCAUAACUAAUGUGCACUGUGCAGUCGUAUGUAAAAUAUAGUGUAUGUUAGUAUUGACCAUUAAGAAUGAAACGUCGAGUUGUUGUUACAGGCAUAGGAAUGAUAUCUCCUUUAGGUAAGAAUACGCAACAAUCUUGGGAAAGCCUACUAUCAGGGAAAAGUGCAGUAACAGUUGUUGAAGGAGAUGAAUACAUACAAAUUCCAUGUAAAGUUGCUGCAGCUGUAAGUGAUGAUGUGCUAAAUAAAGAAUUUAAUCAUUAUUUUACUAUGAGAGAUUUUAGGAGUAUGUCUCGUGCAACAAUUAUGGGAAUUAUCGCAGCCGAAGAAGCCUUAGCUGAUUCACAGUGGAAGCCUACAACAAAGAAAGGUCUAGAAUCAACAGGCGUGUGUGUAGGAAUGGGAAUGUCAGAUAUUGCACAUAUCUCUGAAAUGAGUAAUGCACUAAAGCUUGGAUAUAAUAGUGUGACACCAUUCUUUGUGCCCAGAAUUUUAACAAAUAUGACUGCAGGACAAAUUAGUAUAAAGUAUGGUUUCCAGGGUCCCAAUCAUUCAGUUUCUACAGCUUGCGCAACUGGUGCACAUUCAAUUGGUGACGCUUUCAGACUCAUUCAAAAUGAGUAUGCAGAUGUAAUGGUUUGCGGAGGUGCAGAGGCAAGUAUAAAUCCACUGUCUAUUGCUGGCUUCAGUAGGAUGCGAGCCCUUAGUACAGACUAUAAACAUAAGCCACUAGAAUCUUCAAGACCUUUUGAUGUUGGGAGGGAUGGCUUUGUGAUGGGCGAGGGUGCUUCAAUCAUGAUUUUAGAAGAAUUAAAUCAUGCACUAUCCCGUAACGUAAAGAUUUAUGCAGAAGUGAUCGGAUAUGGAAUGUCAGGGGAUGCAUCACAUCUAACCGCACCUCAUGAAGAUGGCAGAGGUGCAAUAUUGGCAAUGGAAAGGGCAAUCAAAGAUUCAAAUCUUAGUUUGAAAGACAUAUCUUAUAUUAAUGCUCAUGCAACUUCUACUGUAUUAGGAGAUGCUAUUGAAUUAAAAGCAAUUAGAACUCUGUUUAAGGACCACUGUAAAAAUAUUGCCAUCUCCUCAACUAAAGGGGCCACAGGUCAUCUAUUAGGAGCAGCAGGAAACUUAGAAGCUUGUUUUACAGCUUUAGCUUGUUUUUCGAGGGAGAUCCCACCCACAAUUAACUUGCAAAGUGUUUGUGAAGAAGGUAAAGGGCUUAAUAUUGUUGCAAACCAUAAACAAGUUUGGGGAAAAGCAAAAAGGAUAGCCUUAAAAAAUUCAUUUGGUUUUGGGGGAACAAAUGCUUGUUUAUGUCUUUCAAGCUUUUAAAAAUUUUAGAAGGAAUUUAGUUUUAAAAGUAUAAACAUAUUCGAAGACUAUUCUUGUUUUAUAAUCUCUUCUUUUGUCUUAUGAUUAGGCCUAUCUUAAGAUGUUAUCAGAGACAUUAGGCCCCUCAUCUCAUGUUACAAUGACCUGUUAAGGAUUUCAAAAUAAAUAGAAC